Messenger RNA from Blepharisma stoltei, 696 nucleotides. NCBI's taxonomy places the organism in Eukaryota, Ciliophora, Heterotrichea, Heterotrichida, Blepharismidae. The record is from the annotation of a GenBank genome assembly.
AUGAGAUCGGCAAUUUCAGAAAAUCUACUAAGAGUCACAAAUUCAAUAGAAACCCUAAAAUCCAGCUUAGGGAUCAAUUAUCCUAUUAGACUAAUUGCAGUUUCAAAAUUACAGCCAGCUGAAGCAAUAAGAGAGGCUUAUGACAAUGGCCAUCGAUAUUUUGGGGAAAAUUACGUAGAUGAGCUCGUACAAAAAGCAUCUCAGCUUCCAAACGACAUUAGGUGGCACAUGAUAGGACAUCUUCAAUCAAAUAAAAUCAAAAAAUUGCUUUCAGUUCCCAAUUUGGCUGCUAUAGAGACAGUAGAUAGUAUAGACUUAGCUACAAAGCUUAACACGCAAGCUCUAAAAUCGCGUCCAAAUGAGAAGCUAAAUGUUUUUGUCCAAAUAAAUACCUCAAAUGAGGCCACAAAGUCAGGAAUCACCCCAGAAAAUUGUCAUGAAAUUGUAAGUCACAUUAUAAGCAAUUGCUCGUCACUUAAUUUUAAAGGAAUAAUGACUAUUGGGCUAAGGGGAAGUGCAGAGGAUUUUGUUAUAUUGAAUGAGGCAAAGAGGCAGAUAUGCAGUGUUUUGAGUUUGGAAGAGCGGGAAAUUGAGCUUAGCAUGGGGAUGUCUGGAGACUAUGAAGAAGCUAUACGUAAUGGCUCCACAAAUGUGAGAGUGGGAUCAUUAAUUUUUGGGGAAAGGCCGAAACACUAA